Molecule: messenger RNA, 4360 nt
Organism: Oryzias melastigma (Indian medaka)
Lineage: Eukaryota; Metazoa; Chordata; Actinopteri; Beloniformes; Adrianichthyidae
Gene: c1ql4b
Product: complement C1q-like protein 4
Exons: 4
Coding region: 763-1482 (239 amino acids)
Molecular function (GO): protein binding
Source: RefSeq, a predicted model, not a curated record
GGAGGCGGGAGGAGGCUGAUGCUGCGGAGAGGGAAGAAGGAGGACGGAAAACACAACAAGUCUGACCGGCGCGAGGGACUCCUGGACCGGAUGUUGGAAGUUUCGUGUGGCCGGUCGGGCUGAUUCUGGUUCUGUGGAUCUGAUUUGGACCGAAGCGUAACUUCCCGCGGUGCGUCCGUGAAGGCGCCGCGCGCGCGGACCGGCGGCGGCGUUUCCCUCGGACACGGAGACAGAAAGAAUCCGGAUAAAGUCCUGAGGAGUAAAGUGCCCUUCCUUGUAUGUGGUGGGUGAGAUGAACUCCAGCGGGAAUACUGUAGACCCCACCUGACAAGUCUCUGCCUGAGCAGCUAACGGAUAUUCAUUGGAGCGUCUGCAACCGCCGAGCUGGAUCACAAAGACAAAACCAACUAUUUACUAUUUUUCCCCCAAAGUAUCUAUAAUAUUAAUCUAGUUAGAUUUUUCUCUGUCUUUAGCUCAGGUUAAAGUUGUCCGACUCUCACCUGGAGGAAACGGAUGCACUCGUCUGUUGAGCACCAAGAAAUGGAAACAAAUAUACUAGUUAAUUGUUAAGACAGACUAAAUUCCUCAAACUUGCUCCUCCAGUCCCUCAUUUUCCUUUUUUCCCUUGAAAUAAUUUCCCGCCCGGAGGUCAGCCUGGCUGGCACAACCAUUCCAGCGAAGGGGGAGGAGGACUUCCUCACGCUGGCUGCCUCCAGACUCAGCCGCAAGAAGCGAGUCAUCGGGGCUGGGGUUGGUGUGGCCAUGGUCCUGGUCCUGCUGGUGGCCAUCCCCCUUUUAGUCCACACCACCAAAGGGGGAGGGUCCGGAGGUGGGGGCACCCAUUAUGAAAUGCUGGGGAGCUGUAAGAUGGUGUGCGACACCUUCACCCCGUCUCAGGGGGAGCUGACGGCCGUCUCUCCCCAACCCCCCGAGCUCUCCAACCGCAGAGGCAAGCAGGGCUUCAGGGGGAGUCCUGGACUUCCCGGUCCUCCGGGUCCUAAAGGACCUCCAGGAGAGCCGGGUAAGCCCGGGCCUCCCGGCCCACCAGGGCCCGGACCGGGUGGCUAUGGAUCCUCUCAUUACACCCCAAAAAUCGCUUUUUACGCCGGCCUGCGGAAGCAGCACGAAGGAAACGAGAUUCUGAAGUUUGACGACGUGGUGACCAACGUAGGGAACUAUUACGAGCCGAGCACUGGCAAGUUUACCUGUCCUCUGCCCGGUAUCUACUACUUCACCUACCAUGUCCUGAUGAGAGGGGGCGACGGGACGAGCAUGUGGGCGGACCUGAAGAAGAACGGUCAGGUAAGGGCCAGUGCUAUCGCUCAAGAUGCAGAUCAGAACUAUGACUAUGCCUCCAACAGCGUCAUCCUACACCUGGACGUAGGGGACGAGGUGUGCGUUCAGCUGGACGGUGGCAAAGUUCAUGGGGGGAACACCAAUAAAUAUAGCACCUUCUCGGGGUUCCUCAUCUAUGCCGACUGACUGUAUCCUCUCAUUUUCUGCUCCAUCUCUGAAAACAUGCAAAAACAAGAGAAAAGGGAUUAUUUUAUCCAUAGUUACUCAUUUGUUUUUUCAUGUCUGUGCAGUAGGGCUGUGUAUCACUGCCAAACUAGUUUAUUUCCAAUUUAACAUGUUUAGAUGAAAUAUUGAUUUGUAAAUCUUUAUUUCAAGCACACUACUUCAAAGAAUUAACUCUAAAUUUAACUAAAAUAGUUUUUAAACACUUUGAUUAAAACAUGUUAGGAAUAUUUUUUAUUUUAUUAUUAUUAUUUAUUAUUUUAUACUUGAUAGAUGGUACCAAGUAUGAUCUAAUGGUAAGUUUUGUUUACAACAAUGAUGGUUUAGAAAGAUAUGAACAUAUGUAUUCAAGAGAAAAACAGGUUAUUUCAAAUUUGGUCUACUUAUUAUUAACAUGGAGUAACUGCACCACAGGAAAUUGUUUAUCAAAUAAUUUUGCAUUAAUUCAUUUUGGCAAGUAGUUGGUUAAAAAUUGAAUAACAAUUGAAAAAGCUAUAAACUUUAAAAAAUGUGCAAAACAAAAGAGUUUUUGAGAUUUCAUGGAAGCAGCCAUUUUGAAAUGAGCAGGAAAAAGCCUUCUACUGCCUCUAGUGGAUUGAUGAUUAACUACAGGAAAGAAAACGUGGACCAACUUACAAAUAAUGUGGCUUUGAGGAAAGUUUGGAUCAUACUGAGAUAGAAGUCUCAGAAAUGUAUCAAACAUGAUAGAAAUGGUUGUUUAGGGCAAAAACAGAAACUAAAGCAGCUCAUUUUACCUGGAAAGAACACCUUGAAUUUUUUAAUGAUUUUUUUUAAUGACUAUUCAUUUCCUACAGCAGUCCUACUGCACAGAUCACAGUGAAAUCCAUGUAGCCUGAAGGGAUUUUGUUAAAAAGUAACAAAUUAUUGUAAAUAUUUCUGAAAAACAUGGACUUCUUAAACGUUCACUUGUGUAAAAAUGACUCAGUGGUACAAUAUAAGUGAGCAUGGCAUAUAUCAGAUGAUUUCCCAUCAAAGCACAUACAAGCACAAACUUGCAGUAAUGUAUUGAAUUCAGUGGAUUUGAAUAGGACUCAAACUGAACUUCGAAUCAGUUGAUGAGGCGCCAGUUUCAGCCACUCCUCCCAUUGACUGAAGCGGAUCUGAAUGUGUGUCAGUCAGAGCGGGGCAUUUGGCUGGAGCCUCUCACCUUCACUGUGAAAUAGAUUUUCUAUGUCUUAGUAGACACCAAACAAGGAAAAGCACGAACUUAUUGAUCCCACCUGACAAUACAGCUGAACCUCAUCAUCAUAACCUGGUGAUUUGUGUUCCUGUUUGCGGUACGGAGACAUCCGAGUUUGAAUGUUUGCUCUGCAGCUACACUGAGGUGUGAAGACAUCAUGUUAUUGUCAGUGUUAUCUAUUUAGGCUGUAACUCCUGCACCAGAGGUGUUAAGCUGCUGGUAACGGCCACCGAGCAGACACGGAUUAUCAAUACUGAGGUUGAGCCUGAGAUUGAUCCAGAGCCUCAGAAUCGCAUCAUAUCCUACUAAUGAGCGGAGGCUUCCUCUGCAGUCUUACCUGCUCAGUCACACCAACACCUGCUUUCCUGGAUAUGUUACAGAACUCAGCUUCACCAAGAGAAGUUGCUUCCAUCACUCUUUUUCUUUCACAUUUUUUGUUAGUGAAAAAACACUAUAGCCAAGAAAAAUAAAAUAUGUCUGCUGUUAUUAGAAUUCUAAUUGAUUUUGAUUUUCUUUCUUUAAGUUACGAUUGAAUGGUGUUUAAAGUCAUUAUUAUUGAGAAAUAUUUCAUUCCUUUUAUCUUGCUGUCAUAUUGUUUCCGAGUCAACUGUUCCCAUUAUUGUGACUUGCAGGUUACAAUCCUAAAUUUUUUAUCAUCUAUAUAUUGAUUUUUUUCCCCCCCAGAGAUCUGUAUUAUUGUUUAGUUUCAUGUAUUUUCUGAAAUUUGAUUGUCCAAAAAAAUGAUACUGCUGUAAAAGCAAAGGGGAAUGUAAAACUACAUUUAUGGCUGGUUUCCACUGAGCAGUCCGGACCAGACCGGUUUAGAACGGUCCGGUUCUAUUCAGGUGAGCGUUUCCUUUGAGCGUUGGACCAUCAAAGUGCAUGCGGGGUGUAGAUGAGGACCCAGCUGAGACUACAGCGAAAUAAAAGUGGCAUCAGCUGAGUGAAGGGAAAAUGAAGAAGAUAACCUUUGAGGAUCAUUAUAAUCCGGAUCAGAUGUUUAUUCUGGAAGAACCCGGACUCUACGCUGCAGAACAGUCUAUUGUUCUGGAUUAAAAAGAAAAAAAGUCUUUAUGUUGAUUAGUGCUGCCACAAACGCUUAUUUUAAUAGUCGACUAAUCACUGAAUAUUUUUUCUAAUUAGUUGACUAAUUGGGUAAUUUAGGGGAGGGGUGUCUCUGUAUUGGUGGAUUCGGCGUGUCUCCGGUCCCCAACCCGGCCCAGUCCGGUCUGGUCUGGACCGCUCAGUGGAGACGAGGCAUUGGAUGACAUGAAAUACAUUUGGGGAGUGGUUUUAUUUUAAGGUUGUGUAAACGGGUUGAGAAGGUUUCUUUUGUUUGUUUGUUUUAAAGAAAGAUGAUCCUAAAUGUUGGUGCAAAACAAAUGAAUAAACCUUAAUCAUUGGUUCAUCCUAAAGAUUACCCUUCAGAGUCUCUGAUGUUUAUCUAACAAAUAAAAUAUUAUAAUGACUAUAAUCUGUCAUAGCUUCGGUUCGUACAGCAUGGUGAGCGUGUAUUUAACAAACUGCUGAAAUAAUGAUUUGUUUUUGUUAUUUUGCCACUCUCAUGCAUGGAAAUGUGAAGCCUAAAAAUGUCUAAAUGUUAUUGACUUUUCCUGGCUAUAAAGACAACAUAAAAAACAA